Poecilia latipinna (sailfin molly) is the source of this 1464-nucleotide messenger RNA. RefSeq names its product testis-expressed sequence 9 protein-like. The transcript has 12 exons. Lineage: Eukaryota; Metazoa; Chordata; Actinopteri; Cyprinodontiformes; Poeciliidae. The record is from RefSeq and is a predicted model, not a curated record. Bases 66 to 1265 code for a protein of 399 amino acids.
CAGGAGCUUCCGUACUUUCGGCUGUUGAACAGUUGUUGCUAGGCAACCCGGAUUUAGCCACAACAAUGGCCGACAAAAGUUGUAAGAAAAAGGAUAAAGCCGUCAUUUCGGAGGCCAAGAAGCGUCCAUCAUCCAGUACAGCUGAGAGCGCCAAGAAGAUGGAAGCUAAACCAAAGGAAAGAUGUAACUCGAGUCCAACAAAAAAACAUAUUGAUGACAUUUAUGCCAAGGAGGAGGAGUACAAGCUGUUAAAUGCUGAGCUUGAAGCCAAAACAUCAGAGCUAGUGAGACAAGCAGAGCAACUCAUGAGAGAGCAAAGUGAAGUUCUGUCAUAUCCUCUCUCUAAUGAAUUCACCGUGGAAACGGAGGGUGGAGAUGGUUUCAGAAACUCAAAAUCUCAACCAAAAGCUGCACAGGAUCCUGGAAUGAAGGUGAGCAAAAAAAGGGUCACAUCAGCAACACAGAGUAAACAUGCUGGGAAACAAGAAAAGAAGCCACAGUUUAAAACAGCGACAUCGAAGGACUCUCGUGAUGAUGAAGCUAUAUUGAAUAAAGCUGAUAUCUUCUUAGCAAAGACGAUUCUGGGCCUGCAGGAGAUAGACUGUGGUCAGGAAAACAUAGUGGACAGUGCUGAAGAUUACGGAGGAUUAGCCGUUUCUGAUGCUCAAACACGAGUGUUGAAGGCAAAGCUUCGAAUUAUGCAAGAAGAGAUCGACACGCUUUCUUCUGAUUAUCAUAAGAAGGAAGAAGAAAAUUCAAAGCUGGCUGCAAAAAUUAAAGAGCUUGAGGAGGACAGAGUCCGGCUGCAGAGGACCAUCAACAUCCACCAAACACAGACUGAGAAGCAGAAAGCCUUAGCUGAAGAGUCGGCCAGAAAAUGCGACGAUCUCCAGCUGCAAGUGUCUGCGUUAAACAAGGAAGUAGAAACUCUGACUAGAUCCCAAAAGCAAGCGGCGUUUAUCCACAGCACCGUGGAGGUUCGUCUGAACAGAGCAGUGGAGGAGGCGGAGAGGCUGAAGUCUCAGCUCGCCAAGACAAAACAAAUAAACAAAGACAAAAUCAGUGAAGAACAACAAAGUAAAGAAAGUCUUCUAGCUGAAAACCAGAUUCUGAAGAAGCAGAAAACUGAACUUAUUGCUGGUUUCAAGAAACAACUGAAGUUGAUCGACAUUCUCAAAAGACAAAAGAUGCACUUUGAAGCUGCAAAGCUGCUGUCCUUUGCAGAAGAGGAAUUCAUGAAAGCUCUGGACUGGGGGAAGUCAUGAACAUGGAGAUAUACACAAUUUAUUGAAUUACUUUUAUGUUUUUUUUUUCUUUUAAGAUAAAUACUUCAACAGGUUCCUUUUAGAGAUGUUUGUAUUGUGAACUGUUUAGAUUUGAUUAGUUCACUGUAACUUGUUUCGUUUAAGAAUUUAAUAAAUGUUAACAGUCUAAAUUAAAACUAAAUAAACUUAAAAAUAAAAG